Messenger RNA from Cuscuta epithymum, 3327 nucleotides. The record is from the annotation of a GenBank genome assembly. Lineage: Eukaryota; Viridiplantae; Streptophyta; Magnoliopsida; Solanales; Convolvulaceae.
GAAUUGUGUUACCUCCUACCUUUACUGGGGGGGCACGUUAUAUGAUACAAAAUUAUCAGGAUGCAAUGGCCAUAUGUAGGUGGGCAGGUUAUCCAGAUUUAUUCAUAACUUUUACGUGCAAUCCAAGAUGGCCUGAGAUAGAUCGUUUUUUGCAUCCGCGGAAUUUGAGAGCGGAAGAUCGUCCCGAUAUAAUAAGUCGUGUUUUCAAGGUCAAGCUCGAUGGUUUGAUUAGAGAUCUGCGUAAAAAUAAAGUAUUUGGAAACGUUCGAGGAGUCGUCUACACAAUUGAGUUUCAGAAGCGUGGUUUGCCUCAUGCGCAUAUUCUGUUAUGGUUAGCGAACGAGGAUAAAUUGCCCUCACCGGUUGAUAUAGACAGGGUAAUAUCUGCCGAAAUUCCAGAUAUUAACGUUGACCCAAUGUAUUAUGCUGCUGUGAGGGACUUUAUGAUGCAUGGACCUUGCGGUAAUAUUGCAAAAUCUGCGCCUUGCAUGGUUGAUGGUAAAUGUACCAAGCAUUUUCCUAAAAAAUGGUGUGCAGAGACGACAAUCGACGACGACGGUUACCCAAUGUAUAAGAGGAGAUAUGAUGACCGCAGAAUAACGAAAAAUAAGGUUGAUUUGGACAAUAGGUUUGUUGUUCCGCACAGCCGUUAUUUAUUGAUGAAGUAUGGAGCCCAUAUGAAUGUAGAGUGGUGUAAUCAGUCAAGGUCAAUCAAAUAUUUGUUUAAAUACAUAAACAAAGGUCGUGACCGGGUCACGGCAGGGUUUUACCAGACGGCAGAUGGUGAUGCAGGACAAAAGCCAGUUGAUGAGAUACAAAUGUACUAUGAUUGCAGAUACAUUUCCUCUUGCGAGGCUGCUUGGCGCAUAUUUGGUUUUGAAAUUCAAUAUAAAACCCCGCCGGUUGAGCGUCUAAGCUUCCAUUUACCGGAAGAGCAGAGUGUUGUUUUUCGCGAUGAUCAGUCACUGGAUUCAGUGGUUCGUGCAUGUUCUGUUAAAGAGAGUAUGUUCACUGCUUGGAUGGAGGCCAAUAAGAAGUACCCGGAAGCUAGACUUUUGACGUACGCAGAGUUUCCUCAAAAGUUUGUUUGGAAAAAAAAGAUAAGAGAAUGGUCUCCAAGAAAACAAAAAUUUGCUAUUGGUAGAGUUUACCAUGUCCAUCCCGGCAGUGGUGAAUCUUAUUACCUCCGCUGUCUUUUGAAUCACAUUCGCGGUGCAACAAGUCAUCAGGAUUUGAGAACCUUGAAUGGUGUCACUUAUGAUUCUUUUCGUGAUGCAUGUUAUGCGUUGGGCUUGCUGGACGAUGAUAAAGAAUUCAUUGAUGCUUUUAUUGAGGCAAGCCAUUUCUCAUCUGCCUAUUGUUUGAGAAUUCUUUUUGUUAUAUUGUUAUGGACAGAGUCAAUGGCUAGACCUGAGUACGUUUGGGAAAAAUGUUGGUCAUUCAUGGCCGAUGACAUUCAAUAUACUCGAAGGCGAAUACUACAACAUCCAGAUCUUAUUCUUUCUGACGACCAAUUGGUGAGGUUUGCUUUGGAAGAAAUAGAAAGGUUGUUACAAACCCGUGGGAAAAGUUUGCGCGAUUACCCUCCGAUGCCUACGGUGGUUCUCGAUUCGUUAUUAUCCUCUAAUGACAGGCUUAUAUUUGAAGAAAUGCGUUAUGAUCAAUGCGCAAUGAAAGAGGAACACUCUACGUUGUUCAAAUCUCUUACGAAUGAGCAACUGCAAGUGUAUGAGACAAUAAUGCGGUCUGUUGAUGAAGAGGUUGGUGGUAUAUUUUUUGUUUAUGGCUACGGAGGUUCAGGUAAGACAUUUGUGUGGAAGACCCUUUCUGCUGCCAUUAGGUCUAAAGGGGAGAUUGUCCUUAAUGUUGCAUCGAGUGGUAUUGCAUCUCUUCUGCUGCCUGGAGGACGCACCGCACACUCUAGAUUUGCAAUACCGAUAAGUCUUAACGAAGACUCGACGUGUCAUAUUAAACAGGGAAGCCCGCUGGCCAAGCUAAUUGUACGCUGUAAGUUGAUUAUAUGGGAUGAAGCUCCAAUGUUACAUAGAUUUUGUUUCGAGGCAUUGGACCGGAGUAUGAGGGACAUUUUGCGAUUCCAUAACCCGAAUUGUGGUGCUCUUCCAUAUGGUGGAAAAACAAUGGUAUUUGGCGGUGAUUUUCGGCAAGUGUUGCCGGUUAUACCGCAUGGGAGUAGGCAGGAUGUCGUGAAUGCAACCAUUAAUUCAUCAUAUCUUUGGUCAGAAUGUACAGUCCUCCGCCUCACCAAAAAUAUGCGCUUGCAAAACUUGACAAAUCCAUCGGAUUCUUACGAUUUGAAGCUAUUUUCGGAUUGGAUUGCCAGCGUUGGUGAUGGUGUUGCUGGUGAGUCGAAUGAUGGCCAUGUUUGUAUUCCUAUUCCCGAUGAUCUAUUAAUUCACACAGAUGGAGAUCCUAUAGCUGCGAUCGUAGAAAGCAUAUUUCCAGAAUAUGUUCAAUGUACAGGUGAUGUCAGUUGUUUGCGAGAUCGUGCAAUUUUGGCACCGACACUGGCUAUUGUUGAGGCUGUUAAUGACUAUAUGACGACGCUCAAUGUUGGCGAGGUUUCAAGGACAUAUCUUAGUUCUGACACUGUUUCUAAAUUGGAUUCCACAACAGAUCUUAUGGCGGAGUUGCACACUCCCGAGUUCUUAAAUAGUAUAAAAUUGUCUGGUCUACCGAAUCAUGCAUUGACGUUAAAGGUAGGGACUCCGGUGAUGCUUCUGCGAAAUAUAGAUCAUUCAAUGGGAUUGUGUAAUGGGACACGUCUGAUUCUGACGAGGCUUGGUGAUCAUGUUUUGGAGGGGAAGAUUUUAACUGGUGUGAGUGUCGGUCAAAAAGUCUUAAUUCCAAGAUUGUCCUUGACCCCAUCGGAUACUUCCCUGCCUUUCAAGUUUCAUCGGCGCCAAUAUCCUGUUAUGAUUUCAUAUGCGAUGACGAUAAAUAAAAGUCAAGGUCAAUCUUUGUCCCGUGUUGGUUUAUUGUUGAAAAAACCUGUAUUUACACACGGACAAUUGUAUGUUGCAAUUUCGAGGGUGACCAACCGAUGUGGUUUGAAAAUUCUAAUUGUUGAUGAUGAUGGGAGAACCACCAACAAAACUCAGAACGUGGUAUUCAAAGAAGUUUUCAACAAUGUUUAAGGUUGCUUGAAACAGAUAUUUAGAGACUCAUUGUGUAGGAAUAUUUGGCUGUUGUUUUUUUACUUUAAUGUCAUGCUUUAGAAUCUCAGUUCACCAUAAUAUUAAAGAUGUAUUUUGUUGAUUGUGCUUACGGUAUCUUUAUUGCAUGACAUUGCUUAAUGUCGUCAAUGAA